ACCACGUUACACGGUGUGGUGCAGCAGGAGCCCUCAAAUCUUCAAAAUCCGUAAAAUAUUGCGUGUUUUAUCGCCAGAACACUCACAAAGUAGUGCAAUCUUUUCGCGGAAAACGAAUAAAGUUGUAAGCUUUUCCCUCAAUCUGUCUUUAGAACACUAAAUCGAGCGUCGCCUACCUGGCAUUCCAGUGUGCUGAAAUCGUGAAAGAUUAACACACGGAACGCAAAGAAACGCUUUUCCGGCUAGUAGAUUAUUCAUACACGAUGGUGGCACACUAGCUCAGUAGCUAAAGAAAUCGUCACCAAUCCUACCUAUCAACUGUUUUAUUGAGCAGAUAGAGUGUGAAAGAAGCAGUCAUAUUCCAACGGAGCCAUACUUAAACCAGACGACCAUUUUUUCAUUCAUACCUGCCUGUGUAUUGUACCCAAGAGACUGUUUAACAAAGUUGUGCGUUUGUCAUAGGAAUAGAAACCUUCCGCCGUCCAAUCCCAACACAAACAAAACACUGCCAAGAAAGGCUUCCACAUCCACAUAGGAACUUCCCCCAAAAACAUAGCUAACACGUCAAGAGUCGUGGUCUGGCCAGGCAGAAAGGGGAUUCGUUCGUUACUGGAAGCGUAGUUUGCAUCCUGGAGGAGGGUGUGGUACAGUUGACGAAAGUGAACAGACCGGACAACAGGUGGGCAGGAAGUUUAGAACCAUCUCCAACAUGGCAACCGAUAGUGGCGAUGUCGCCACGCUGGCACAAUCGGCAGUGGCGGAAAAGCGUCAAGAGGAGGAUAACAACAACAAGAUCGACCUGGUAGCGGACACGGUAUCGAAGCUAACUCUAAACGGUGCCAUGGGUGAACAUGGUGAAAAUGAAACGGUUUCAACGGUUGGAUCGCUGGAGGAAAACAAGCUGAACAAUAACAGCAGCAGCACCGGUGUGGAUAGUGAUGAAACAGCAGCGACCGCCAAUACGGUCGGUAACAAUAACAGCUCGGAACCGGCUACACCAACCACCCCAACCGGUGGUAUUGUCGGUCCUGGUGGUCCGUUAUCGAUCGGCAAGCGAAUCCGCCGUACAUCAGAAAAGCUGAACGAGGAUGCAGUAAACGGUGCACGCAAAAAGUAUUCCCUCGAUCUGCUGCUUUCGCUGAAGGAUUCGGCGAUUGGGCGUGAGAAACCGACCACGAUACCGGACGUUUGUAAAUCACUGCUGAAAUCGAGCCCGGGUACGUUCGUUUCCUCCUCCCGUCAUAUGGGUGGCAGGGGUGGUGGUAGUGGCGGUGGCGGUGGUAUUGGAAACAUCGGUGGGGGACAAGAUAACAGUUUGCUGCCCGCGUUCAUGAGAGGUAUGGGAUUCGGUGGUCCACCGUUUGGCGAGGGUGCGGACGGUGGCAGUGGCCGCCCACCAAUGAAUCGUGCCCCGUACCGUGGCCGACUGUCCGCGAAGGAAAUGUCCACCCGCUCGUCUGCCGGUGGACCGGGGGGUGCGGACGAUACCGACGGGCAAAUGAUCAAGGUGAGCCUGAACAUCACCGAGGAGGUAAAGCUGAAAGGUUCCGCCAACGCCUGGAAGCCAUCGUUCAUGAUGCCGAAGGUAAAAUUAGAUCCCGAAACGGAGGCAACCCAGCUGCUGUCGCGUGAGUUCCGUAGCGCACUGAACAAACUGACGCCCGAAAACUUUGCUGUGCUGAAAGAACAGAUCAAGCAGCUGACGAUUGAUACCGAGGAGCGGUUGGGCAACUGUAUCAAAAUUCUGUUCGAGAAGGCCAUUAUGGAGCCGAACUUUUCCGACACAUACGCGCAACUGUGCAAGGAACUGGGCACGGAAAUCAUUGUCAAGACAAAAGGAUCGGACACGGUGAUGAAUCUGAAGCGUCAGCUAAUCUCGCAGUGUCAGAUCGAGUUCGAGAAGCAUCAUAAGGAAUGUAAAACAAACACGGAUCUGCAGGAACAGAACGAAAAGCGCACGGAACAGGGCGAACAGACGGCGGAACAGACCGAAGAGAUGAAGAUGGAGCUCGAGGAACAGACGAAUCGCAUUCGAAGGCGAGCCCUCGGUACGAUUCGAUUCAUCGGUGCGCUAUAUAAACAGGACCAGCUCGGUACGAACACGAUGGUAAGUUGCGUCAUGUUGCUACUGCAGGACAGCAUGCUGGAUGAGGAAUCGCUCGAGUGUGUCUGCAAGCUGCUCACGACAAUUGGGGCUCGCAUCGAGGACUCGCAGGGCCGCACGUUGCAGGAUUGCUUCGACAAGCUGCAGCAGAUAUCGGAACGCAAAAAACUACUGUCGAACGGUGAACCGGUGUGCAAUCGUAUCCGGUUCAUGAUCAUGGACCUGCUCGAUCUGCGCAAGGACAAAUGGCGAGGGAAGCAUGCGCAGCACGCACCGAAAACGAGAGUACAGAUCCAGCGCGAAGUGGAAGCGGAGGAGAACAAGAACUGGAUGCUCAGCUAUAAGCUGCCCCGUGGCCGUGCCGGUGGUGACCGUGAUGGUGGUGGUGGAGGUGGCAGUGCCUCGAAGAACAAGCGUUUGGUCGAUGAAGAUGGAUUCGUGCUACCUGUCAACAAUCGCAAUAACAAUGCCUGGACCAUGCCAUCGAUUGAUCCGAAGAAGAUAAACCUUGCGGUUUCCAAACCUCCCGGCGAGACGCGUCUCGGAUCAGCCUCUAUGUUCCAGGGUUGGAAUAAAACAACCAAUGUGUUCGCAUCGCUGAAUUCGGAAGACGCGGCCGCACAACCACCGAGCUUCUUCGGUGCAUCCGGCCCGAUGGGCGGUGGUGGCAGCAGUGGCAGCAGCGGUAGUGGAAGUGGCCCCAAAUCUAACAACAAGAAAGGUGGUGGCGGUGGCGGUGGGGGAAACAAUUCCAAAAAACAUUACCAGGGCCGCAGCAGUAGCUAUUUCUGAUAAGGAGGUUAUUCCCAUCGUGUCAUCGUGCUCCUGCCCAUCAUCCACAAUUGCACACCCGUAAUCGGGGGGGAGAAACACAUUAGAAAGGAAGGACAAAAUCUUCGGGUGGAACUGCAAAAUAGCGCUGGCGCAGGAAUCAUGUAGGAAAAGCAGGACACGAAGUGGAAAUUCAAAUCGUUUGCUGUUCUUUUUGAGGCAGGAGAUCCAAUUGCAGGAUUUUUCUCCAAUUGCUUUAUUUUUGACAUAAUUUUGAAUGAGUUUGCAUGUUUUGAACGGGGCGGAAAGAGUGAAAGACGGAGAAUUUAGUAUCAAAUGUCAGCUACGUGAGACCGGAAGUAAUGAAGCAUAUAUAACGAGCAGGAAGCAGGAAAAUGUAUCUGUAAGAUACGCAUGAACUAUCUCACUAACCACCAACAUGGGAUUGCAAUUUUGGAUCUUUUCGUAUAAUGGCCAUGUUUGCGAGAGAGAAAUUAGAAAAUAUUGAAAAACUCCUCGGUACAGAGUUUAGGUAGGCUCGUCUUAUGAUGAAAGCAUUAAAAUUCAAUGUAUGUUGUGUACUUGUAAUCAUGAGAUAUAGGGGCAUUGAUCGCACACCAAUAUUAUCGCAGCACCUCCAUUUAAAAGUUACAACCCUAUACUCUUGAUACUUCGUGCUCUUAAUUGGCAUUCGCCCUUUCUGAAGGGGGAUAUUGGAGAUUCUACAGAUCUGCUGGAAUUUACAUCUCCAGAUAGAUUUUGGCAUGUGGUAAGAGGAUAAUGAUGCGAACCAAGCAUAACAGAGAGAGGUAGAGAGAGAGAGAGAGAGAUAGAGAGAGAUAGAGCACGAGAGAGACAUAAAGAAAGAAAAUCUUCCACACAAGAGUGCUCCAGAAAAAAGGAAUGCUUAAUUGAAGAGAUAUACUCGAUAAAAAAAACCGUACUACUAUAUGUAUACAUAGUUGAUUAGUUAGGACACAAACCGAUUGCAAAUUGUGAGUGAGGUGUUAUCUUUAAGAUUCCGGUUAUAAGCCAAAACCAACAGCAGCAGAAAUAGCAACAAGAAAACAGUGGUCUACAGCGCAGAAGCUGCUUCCGCAAAUACAGUUUCCGCACUGUGUAAUGUGUGUAAAAAGGAAGUGAGAGAGAAAAAAAAAACAAACCAUUUACAACAACUCUACGCAUGGGUAAUGGUAUAGGAUCAUUAUAAAGUAUCGAAAAGAAUAACCUA
Messenger RNA from Anopheles moucheti, 4106 nucleotides. RefSeq names its product eukaryotic translation initiation factor 4 gamma 3-like. Gene Ontology annotation, molecular function: protein binding; translation initiation factor activity; mRNA binding. Gene Ontology annotation, cellular component: eukaryotic translation initiation factor 4F complex. The transcript has 3 exons. Bases 710 to 2896 code for a protein of 728 amino acids. The record is from RefSeq and is a predicted model, not a curated record. NCBI's taxonomy places the organism in Eukaryota, Metazoa, Arthropoda, Insecta, Diptera, Culicidae.